Messenger RNA from Acytostelium subglobosum LB1, 630 nucleotides. RefSeq lists its product as hypothetical. The record is from RefSeq and is a predicted model, not a curated record. The annotation marks the transcript as partial. Lineage: Eukaryota; Evosea; Eumycetozoa; Acytosteliales; Acytosteliaceae. The transcript is spliced from 5 exons.
AUGUCACUUCUUAGAUUGAAUGUGUGCGAUAGUCUUACAGGUAUUUGCUUCUACGAGAAGAUAUGGAAGUGGAGUGGAACAUCUGUGGCAGAGGGCAUCUGUAAAUUAGUUCUUACAUUUCACAAGCUAUCAAAUGAGAUUGGCGAUACAGGAGAGGUUAAAGGAGUAUUGUUUGAACAACCAAUCGUACCGUCGAAUCCUCUGAGUACCUCCAAUUCAAAUAUACCAACUCCAACAUCAACACAGUCUGGUAGUGGCAGCUCCACCAAUGUCAGACAUUCACUGCAUCAUAGAACACCAUCCACCACUGGCUCAUCAUCCACUGCUAAACGAGUCAAGGUUGUAAACUUACCACCACCAAUCAGAUUGUCCUGUGAGAAAGAGGACACAAUCACUGUAUCAGUAUUCUAUGAACAACAGGGCUUUGAAGACGAGAUACGAAAGUUUAUAUUGAAUGUCUUGCAAGAGUUUAACAACAAGUAUGGUUCACAAUUGCCAUCACUAAGACCAAUACUUCACGAGAUGAGCGAGUUCCCAGAGAAGUGCAAGACCAAACCAGAAGAGAUAAUGCAACGUUUUAAGGAUUUCGAGAAGAUUGCUGACGAAGUCAGGAUACAAUCAAAGUUAAUA